Molecule: messenger RNA, 1626 nt
Organism: Heteronotia binoei (common prickly gecko)
Lineage: Eukaryota; Metazoa; Chordata; Lepidosauria; Squamata; Gekkonidae
Exons: 3
Molecular function (GO): nucleic acid binding; zinc ion binding
Source: RefSeq, a predicted model, not a curated record
GAGACAGGAGCUGAUCAGCUUCCCCCUCACCGGCCCUACGACUGUGCCAUUGAUUUGGUACCUGGGGCACCACUCCCGGUGGGGCGUCUGUACCCAAUGUCGGAGCCGGAGUUGGCAGCUCUGCGAGACUUCCUGGACAAGAACCUGAAACGCGGAUUCAUCCGACCCUCAACCUCUCCCCUAUCUGCUCCAGUGCUUUUCGUGAAGAAGAAAAGUGGGGAGCUCCGGCUGUGCAAUGACUACCGGGCCCUGAACAAGAUCACCAUCCGCGACCGGUACCCUCUACCACUGAUCCCUGAACUCUUGGAUCGCCUAAAGGGGGCCCAAAUCUACACCAAGCUGGACCUCCGUGGAGCGUACAAUUUGGUGCGCAUACGGCCCGGAGACGAAUGGAAGACCGCGUUUGGGACCCGAUACGGGCAGUACGAGCACCUGGUAAUGCCCUUUGGACUGACCAAUGCCCCCGCUGUCUUCCAGAGGUUCAUGAAUGACAUAUUCCGGGACCUGCUCGACCGCUUCGCGAUCAUAUACCUGGAUGACAUCCUAAUUUACUCCCGCAAUCCUGCCCAGCACGCCGAGCACGUCCGCCAGGUCCUGCAGCGCCUACGAGCCCAUGGUCUCUACGCCAAGCUGGAGAAGUGCGACUUUGACCUGCGCUCCGUCGAGUUCCUUGGGCACAUCGUGUCACCGCAGGGGAUCCUCAUGGACCCGAAAAAAGUAGAAGCGGUCCUGACCUGGCAGGCUCCUCAGAAUCGCAAAGACCUGCAGCGGUUCCUCGGUUUUGCCAACUACUAUCGGCAAGUCGGAGAGGGUGAGGAUGAUGGGGCAGGACGCCGGGGAACCGACAGCGGCGAGCCGAAGCCCAAGGACCAGUACGAGGAAGACUACCAGUUAUUCCGCUCGAUGGUCCGCAAAGAGAUCGAUGGGGCCCUCAGAGGACUGAGGGACAAGGUCCGCGACCUGACGGUCCAACUCGGGAGGGCCCUGGGGGGGCAGCCUCCCGAAGACCGGCCGCGGCCCAAGCGGGGGCCCGAAGCCGGCCGAGUCAGCCGGCGGCAGUUGCGGCGCCCGCCCCUACGAGGGCAGGCCAACGUCGCCCGAGUCCGAGGAUGGAACGAGGUGAUGAAGAUAGAGCAGUUCACCAAUGGGCUGAAUGUGAGCAUCCUAGAUCGGGCCCUCACCCAAGCUCGCCCAACUACCUUGGUGGGGUGGAUUCAGCUAGCCGGGGAAGUGGAGAACAACCUCAAGCGGGCGGCCAUGCUGUGUCAGCACCAGUCCGGGAAAACCCAGGCGAGAGGGAGCCCUGCUAAGGUCAAGCCCCCCAAAGGGAAGAAGCCGGCCGCAGCAGUACCGGUGGGGCCCCGCCGCUGCUUCAGAUGCGGGGACCCAAAUCACCUGGCCUCCAACUGCCCACACCCCCCACCACUACGGGCGCUGCCGGCCCCACCCAAGCCGAUCGCCCCAACUCCGAAGAAAGCCCCUGGCCGCCCUAAGGAUGUGGCGAAGAGCAGUGCGGUAGCGGUACAGGAGGAGCUGAUGGAAGAAGAAGUGCUCUUGUCCGCGGAGCUGGCCGACCUGGCGUGGGUGGAAGAGCCGGCAGAAAACGAGCCCGACCUGCUGCUCUGA